ACAAGUAGCUUUCUUUCAUCUAUAUCAGUUGUUUCCAGAGAAAUUAUCUACAGAAAGGUGGAGUUUCCCCACCCAAGCUCUGUCCCAGCAGGUAUAUAAAGACCAGAUGAGGAGCUCAGGUAUAGCAGCCUUCAGCCGCACAGAAGACUUCAAUCAGCCAAUCACUGUCUGUGGACACGCACACACUCAAAGUUGUCCUGUGUUUACCUGUGAAACUCAGUAUCUAAAGAUGCCUCAGCUCAAUAAACCAGAUGAGAACAUUGAAACUGAGGAUAAUCAGGAAAACGGAUCCAGACCAGAGGAAGAGUUUGAAACUGAGGAGAAUCAAACAAACAGUUCCAAACCAGAGGAAGAGUUUCAAACUGAGGAGAAUCAAACAAACAUUUCCAAACCAGAGGAAGAGUUUGAAACCAAGGAUAAUCAAGAGGAGCACACCUUGGAAGGUAAUUCAGAGGUGGACAGUUAUGUAACUGGGUCAACCCCAAAAUGCCAGAUGCCGACUCCCUCAUCUGGGUCUGGGUACAUCAGUGAAAUCAAAGUUUCCCUGAAUAAACAGGACGAAAGAAAACUCCUUCAUGGCUAUCAGAAGAUUGAUGUAAAUCUGAAUAAAGGAGCAGGAGGGGAGGAAGUUUAUAUUUGGUACAAAAGAUCCUACUCUUCAGCCCUCAUCACCAGGAUUCAAUUGUCAUUCAAAGAAGAAAUGUGGAAAGGCCUGAAGGAGGCAUAUUACACUAAGGUUGACGGGAACCUCAAUCAAGGAGCCGAAGGCAACACCAUAAAUCUGUGGUUUUACAAAGGUCGCUCCGAGUAUGAUGUUCCCAUUGAGGACAUUUCCAUAACAACAUCUCCAGAAGAGGAAGAGAAGAUGUUUGAGUCAUCCUGGGAGAGGCUGGCCUGUAAUCUGAACCGGAGAGCUGGAGGAAACAACAUCCACCUGUGGGUGAAGCGAUCAAGACCAACAUACAUCUGUGAUCUCGCUGCUACUGAAGGCUUUGACAAAGAUGCUGAAAUGUUUAAUAAAGGGUACAUCAGAGUGGACGAAGACACCAACAGAGGUACAAGAGGCGAUUAUGUCUUCAUCUGGUACCGCCUGACCACCAGCAGAGACACGGCCAUCAGAGAUAUGCAGGUCUCCAUCACUAAGGAAGAGUAUGAGGGCUUCACUAAAGCAGGCUAUAAACUAGUCGAUCAGGAUCUCAACCAGAAGACCACUGGAACACCAGUCUACCUGUGGUACAGGAAGGAUCAGCCGAUCACUAACUUCAGUCUGAUGGUCAAGGAAACCGACCUGGAGAAGUACAAGAACGUGAUCCAAUUCAUCAAAAAAAACCUCAAUGAGGGAAAUGAUGGCUGCACAGAGUACCUGUGGUAUUAUCGCAAAGAGGAACCUCUCACUCGCAGAGCUAUUACUGAUAUCGCCGUGUCCUUCAAUGAGGAGGAGGAAAGGGACCUACUUCUCCAAGGAUUCAUUGCAGUUCCUCACAGCCUGCACAAUGAUGAGAGAGGAAACCAAGUAUACCUUUGGUAUAAGAUAGGUACUGAGAAACCAAUCACCUAUAUUCGGUUUUCUUAUAACCCCUGCGAAACAUAUUCCCUCCAAAUUCAGAAGUUUCAGAAGUAUGAAAAGAACCUAAAUCUUGCCAGCUGUGGGGAACCCAUCUACCUGCUUUACUACAGAGGCACCGACAGUCCGCCCCUUGUGGAAUUAGAUGUGUUUGAUUGUCCCCAAAAUAAAUUCAAGAUGUUAUCAUUCGGUUGGUCCAGUCUGGAUACCUCUCCUUACAAUAGGUUCGCAGGACCUAAAAAGGAUAUAUAUGGGAGAACAGAGAAACCGACCUACAUCUCUGAUAUCAGGUUCUCUGCAGGGAGUGAAAUAAAAAAGCUGAUUCGAAGAUGGUUACAUUCAAGAAAGUGAAAGCCUUGCCAAUGUUCCUGGAAAAGAGCUCUACAUGUGUUAUCGCCUCACCACCGAUAAAGAGAAUGGCCUCAGGGAUCUGAAGCUUACCAAAAGCCAAGAAGAGCAUGAUGUUUAUAAAAGUCUAAACUAUCAAGCUGUUGAGGUUGAGGGAGGAGAAGCAGGUACAGUCCUGUGGUCAAGCAAAGACAAGGGAGAUGAGGUCAUCCGAUCCUUCGUAGUGGCAAAGAAUCCAGAAGACCAGAAGCUCUAUGAGAAAAACAAGCAUGUCCUGAGCAUGGGCAGUGAUGCUGCUUCAAUCUACCUAAUGAAAUGGCAUGGGGACAUGUCUGAUGCUUAAAGUCAGCAAGGGGAAAAUAAAUAAUCCCAGAUUACCCUUACAUGUAUGGUGAUGGUUCCUUUGCUCUUUAUUCAUCUAACUCUGUUGUCAGUUAAAUAAUCCAAAAUGUGUGACUCUUGCUUCUGUCUUUCUGAGCAUUUACUAAAAUAAUAAUAAUAAUAAUAAAGACUCAUUU
Messenger RNA from Fundulus heteroclitus (mummichog), 2430 nucleotides. RefSeq lists its product as uncharacterized. NCBI's taxonomy places the organism in Eukaryota, Metazoa, Chordata, Actinopteri, Cyprinodontiformes, Fundulidae. The transcript has 8 exons. Bases 107 to 1915 code for a protein of 602 amino acids. The record is from RefSeq and is a predicted model, not a curated record.